Gongylonema pulchrum is the source of this 243-nucleotide messenger RNA. The record is from the annotation of a GenBank genome assembly. Lineage: Eukaryota; Metazoa; Nematoda; Chromadorea; Rhabditida; Gongylonematidae.
GGCUAUAUAACGAUCGGCUAUCGUGGUACAUUUGCAUUCGGACGUGAUGGCCAGGCGGAUGUGAAAUUUCGUAAAUUGCAUCGCAUUCUUGUAUGUGGUAAAGUUGCUCUGUGCCGAGAAGCAUGUGAUACGCUUGCCGAGAAAGGUUUCAAACUUCUUGCAACAUGCUGCAGUGGUGCGAAUGGUCUUGUUGCUACGCAAGGGGCUGGUCCAUUGCAACAGGUAAUCAUUGAAUGCUUUUAA